AUGGAUCGAAAUCUCAACGGCGUGUCGCCCAAUGGGCGCGGCGCACGGGGCAAUCUGCUGCCACGGCGUAAGACAGAAGUAUAUCGGGGCGGAGGCGGACCGCGUUUGGCCAACAAGUGGCAUCCCCCGCUUGGGUGCGCCCGUUCACCGCGCCAGUUCCUUUGCUUUUGCUUCUGCUUCUCAUUUUGCUCCCCGUUGACGCGUCGUGCCUGCCGCGGGCAGCGCGGCCCUUACAGAUCCGUAAGGAACAGUCCUCUGUAUAGCACUAUCUGUAUGGCGCAGCGUACACUAAAUCACUUCGCCGUACAGUGCAGUACCCAAGGGUACUACUGCCCGGUGAGCAGAGAGAUGCUGCUGGCAGCAUCUCUCUGCUGGCACCAGCAGCCGCCCGCAGCCGCGCCCAAACUAGAGAGUUGA
Molecule: messenger RNA, 417 nt
Organism: Chondrus crispus (carragheen)
Lineage: Eukaryota; Rhodophyta; Florideophyceae; Gigartinales; Gigartinaceae
Exons: 1
Coding region: 1-417 (138 amino acids)
Source: RefSeq, a predicted model, not a curated record